AGCCCAUCCGCCUCAUAUGCACCAAAGACUAUCCAGAAGCUUGCUGUGGUGUCCUCAGAGCGGAGACAGGGCUGUACUGAGAAGGACAUUGGCAGGUUGACCCAGGCUCAGAAGAUCUACAUCCAGAAUGGCUACCGCAGGCACCUCAGGGCUGGGACGCAGGAAGAAGUCUCCUGGUCUCAUGGAUCAGAUCGGCCAGUUCUUUGGAGGAGAUAAGAAGAAAAGAGGAAAGGGUUCAUUCCGUGGUCACCUGUCUUCCUCACCCCCAAGACCUCAGCAUUCCUCAUCCCGACGCCGUGGAGAUGUGAACCCUGUCCUCCAUUUCUUCAGGAGCUUUGUGUCCUCUCCUCGCCCUAAGUCAAGGUGGAGAGAACUCUUGGGCCUGGCUUCACCAUCAGCACGUCGCUCAGAGAGUAUCAGAUCACCCCACAGACGCCGCAGAGAACAGAACACACUCUCCAGAAUCUUCAACCUGGGAGAAAGUAGAUCUCGUUCUCCACCCAAACGCUGGAGCACCAUCUUCUGAGCCCUCGACCGACACGAGAACGAGCCAGAUAGAAGAUAAAUGAAAGGAUGUGGAGGAGGAAGGAACAGCAGAGGGACUCUGCCUUGUGGACUCACACUUUGCUAUGCGUUUAACAGACUAAUAUUGGCCACCUCCGCUUAUUAGACAGUGAUACAAUCCUGGUAUCAGAAAUUAUUUACCUAUAGAGUGACGGGAAUGAGGGGUGUGCUGGUGAGGUUGAGUGGUCAUGUGACUUCUAUAGUGUUUAGACAUAUUGGCUUUACUUGAGCACUUCAAGUGCCUUGAUAUAACUUCAUAAAUGAAAAAGAAAUUCGAUUUGUUCCUAUCCCUCACACCGCAAAUGAUGAUAUCCUACCAAAAUGGCAACCUCCAUAACAGCACACAAGUCCACUUCAUAUAAGUAAUAAAAAUAAUAUAAAUCGAUAUAAAGCCACCUCCUACUUGAUUUUAAUUUUAAGUGUAAUGCAGUAGCUACAUUAGUAAUCAAUAGUCUCUUUACAAUUAAAGUUUGUUUUCAAUCACUUUGUCUUUUCUCCAUGUGAAAUUUACACGACGUGCAUUGUUUUUUUUCUUUGAUACUUUCCUCUAAUCCUAAUAUAAUACUGUGAGGAAUGAUUCCAGGUUGUUUCGUGUAAAUGUAAUGUAUUUUUGGGUAUCGUUCGCGUUCCUUGUGGUUGUCAAGUGUCCUGUCAUGUAUAGUUCGUUUCUAUGUUUAAAAUGAUUUGCAUAUAGGAUUUUGGACUGUGUUUUGCCACUUAAGAGUUCUUUAUAACAUUUCAGUAUUGUGUAUGAUUAAUGCAUGACAAUAAAAUAUCAAUUUGUGUAACAUGAAUUAAUGGAGAAACAUUGCAGCAGAUACUAAAAUCUCAAGUCUCUGUACUGGAAAGCAGUAUCUAAGCCAGCAGAGAUGCCCUUCAAUUGCACUGAUGUAGUAAAAAUAUAUACGAGUGUCACAUAUUUACUUUUCAUAAUUUUUGUAUAUUAUAUCCAAAACAAGAAAGGGUUAAAAAAAAAUCUAAGAUGGCAGUGCUUCAAAGGUAGUGAAGGUGCAUGAGAGGAAAUGAAAAGUGAAAGAUGGAUCUGAGGAAAGAUACGAACAACAAUGAAAGGAUGGAAAGAAUAGUGAUGAGGAGAGUGAGAUUGAUUUCAUUCAGCCUAAAUUACAGACAGCCUUCUGUUUAUAAUGUGUCCUCAUGUUGUGUUUCGUGUCUCAUAGAACUUCAUGCAUGUACUGUUUAUGAAUGAGUGCUGAACAGAUAAAUAAAUUUCAGUUAUUCUGCCCAUCAGCGCUGUAUAUGUCCCAAAUGGUGCUACAGACUCAUAAUGCGGAGAAUAUUUGAGUAAGAGUGGCCAAGUUUUUAAGUUAUGAUCUGUAAUACUUUUAAUCAGUUGAUAUUUUAAGUAACAUCAAAUAAAAAUUCCUAAAUAUA
This is a messenger RNA of Hemibagrus wyckioides, 1956 nucleotides long. It is a transcript of the gene mbpa, whose product is annotated as myelin basic protein a. Lineage: Eukaryota; Metazoa; Chordata; Actinopteri; Siluriformes; Bagridae. Gene Ontology annotation, biological process: myelination. Gene Ontology annotation, cellular component: compact myelin; internode region of axon; neuronal cell body. The record is from RefSeq and is a predicted model, not a curated record. Bases 128 to 526 code for a protein of 132 amino acids. Gene Ontology annotation, molecular function: structural constituent of myelin sheath. The transcript is spliced from 6 exons.